Nanorana parkeri is the source of this 1119-nucleotide messenger RNA. Its product is annotated as parathyroid hormone 2 receptor-like. Gene Ontology annotation, biological process: adenylate cyclase-modulating G protein-coupled receptor signaling pathway; cell surface receptor signaling pathway. The annotation marks the transcript as partial. The record is from RefSeq and is a predicted model, not a curated record. Gene Ontology annotation, molecular function: G protein-coupled peptide receptor activity; parathyroid hormone receptor activity; peptide hormone binding. Gene Ontology annotation, cellular component: plasma membrane. NCBI's taxonomy places the organism in Eukaryota, Metazoa, Chordata, Amphibia, Anura, Dicroglossidae. The transcript has 9 exons.
AUGACUGCGGAACCUGCUCCUCUUAUGUCGCCUCUCCUCCUCAUGUACAACAAGCGGCUGGAAAUCAGACAUUGUGAUCAGAUUCCUCAAGACACAGAAGUCCAGGAAGCGGGGGAGAGCAGUGGGGAGGCAGAGCUGUGUUGGCUUUCUGGUGCCCCUGUUGCCAUGGCGUCCUGCUCUCGAAAUGGCAACAGGGGUGAGGGGCGGAGUCAGGACCCCUCCCAGCUGCGCCUGAAGUGUGUGCCUCACUCCCCUCACCCUUCCUAUGGCCCCGAGUACAUUAUAUACGGUACUCAGAAAGCUCUUUGUGAAGGAACAGAAGGAAGCUGUCUGCCAGAAUGGGAUGGAUUGGUAUGCUGGCAAAAAGGAACUCCAGGGAAAAUACUUGCUGUCAGUUGUCCUUCAUAUGUGUAUGACUUUAAUCACAGAGGAAUGGUCUAUAGAAGAUGCAGUGCCAAUGGAACAUGGGAUUUUGUACAAAAUUCUAAUCGUUCUUUUUCCAACUAUUCUGAAUGUAUUCGUUUUCUGGAACCUGAAAUGAGCCAUGGCAAAAGAGAAUUUUUUGAACGUCUUUAUAUUAUGUACACAGUUGGAUACUCCAUUUCAUUUUGCUCAUUAGCAGUAGCUAUCUUCAUCAUUGGAUACUUCAGGCGAUUGCACUGUACAAGAAACUACAUCCACAUGCAUCUGUUUGUUUCUUUUAUGAUGAGAGCUGCUAGUAUCUUCAUCAAGGAUAAAGUGGUUCAUACUCAUAUUGGAGUGAAGGAAUUAGAUGCAAUGCUCAUGGGUGACCUUAGGAGCAUCAUGGUUGCUCCUGUAAUGGAUAAAUCACAAUAUGUUGGAUGCAAAAUUGCUGUUGUGCUGUUUAUUUACUUCUUGGCCACCAAUUACUAUUGGAUACUGGUUGAAGGACUCUAUCUGCACAGCUUGAUAUUUGUAGCAUUCUUUUCAGACACUAAAUACUUAUGGGGCUUUACACUCAUAGGAUGGGGUUUUCCAGCUGUAUUUGUAAUAGUGUGGGCAGUGGUACGGGUGACUGUAGCAGAUGCAAGAUGUUGGGAACUGAGUGCUGGAGAAAUCAAAUGGAUCUACCAGGCACCAAUACUAGCAGCAAUUGGG